This is a messenger RNA of Pocillopora meandrina, 1302 nucleotides long. NCBI's taxonomy places the organism in Eukaryota, Metazoa, Cnidaria, Anthozoa, Scleractinia, Pocilloporidae. The record is from the annotation of a GenBank genome assembly.
AUGUUGAAAAGGUGCACAGAUCGUAGACACCUCCAAAAGUCUACUAUGAUCUACUGAUCUGCCAAAAUCUUAAAAUAGGGUUGUAAUCAUUCACAUACACAUUCCAAAAUAAACUAACGAGGGGAAAUCGUUUCUCCUCUCUGUAUACUCAGAUUACAACCAGUUAUGAACCAGUUGAAUUUCAACGCAGAAGCUCAUAGUAUCAUUCCACAGAGUUGCCUUUUACUCCAUCCUGGGCUUAUCACGAAGGCUAUUUUGACAACUGCUUACGUCGUCUUAUUAAUCGCAGCCUGCACCGUAAAUACCAUGGUUAUAUACUUGAUGAGGACGUGCAAAGACUUACGACAAUCUACAUUCAAUCAUCUUAUUAUCAAUAUGGCUGUGGCAGACAUUAUAGAUGUCUGUUUUUCAACGAUCACGUCUCUUUCAUUCAUGUUUGUUGGUGUAAACUGGAUUUUGGGCUACGGAGGUAAAAUCUCUUGCAAACUUGUAUGUUUCAGUGUGUCUGUUUCAAUCGGUCUCUCAAUCUCCACGCUCGUGAUUAUGUCAGUGGAUCGAUAUAUGGCAAUUGUACACGUAAUGACAAAUCCAAUAUCCUCAGCAACAACGAAAAAAUGUAUAGCCUUGAGUUGGAUAGUGUCAGUCAUAGUGGGUGUUCCCUGUCUCUACAAGAUAGAUACGACAGAGAGUGAGGGCGGAAGUACAAUAUGUCGGUCAGUAUGGAGCGACGAUCCAGAGGAGCAUCUACUUUACAGCACGUUGGAGGAAUGCGGCAAGGUUUUGACAUUAUAUCUACUCCCUUUGAUUUUGUUGGGAACGACAAGUGUUAUAAUCGGUCUUUCGCUUCGAAAAAGGAGACCGCUUGGUAACAGUGAGACACAAGAGAGGAUUAGCGCGCAAAAUCAAAGGAUAUUUAAAUUGUUAGUUUCCAUCGUUGUUCUGUUUGCCUUCUGUUGGCUUUUCGCCCAUGUAAACCAUUUGAUAAGCGUCCUUAGUCUCUCAAAGUAUUGCGCUCUCCCAGCACACGUUCCGCUCCUCUCCUUUUGGAUCUCUCAUACAAAUGCUGCGAUUAAUUCCAUUAUAUAUUUUAUAUUCAAUAGCAAAUUUCGGCAAGGACUGAGAGAAGUCUUCAGAGUAAGAGAAACAAUACCCCUUCAAACAAGACACAUUGUUCCUCACAAAAAUUUUGCAUUCGAAGGAAUGGAGUUUGCAGAAAAUAUCGCCAUCACGGAAAUCCGUAGAUCGAAAAAUCAAGAAAGCGUAGAACGAGACAAAGAUUUGGAAUUUGAUACAAAACUCUAG